Messenger RNA from Suillus clintonianus, 1283 nucleotides. RefSeq names its product P-loop containing nucleoside triphosphate hydrolase protein. The record is from RefSeq and is a predicted model, not a curated record. NCBI's taxonomy places the organism in Eukaryota, Fungi, Basidiomycota, Agaricomycetes, Boletales, Suillaceae. The transcript has 4 exons. Gene Ontology annotation, molecular function: GTP binding. The coding region runs from base 87 to 1277 and encodes 396 amino acids.
GUCAGCGAGGACCGUGUCUCAGAAUCCACAUAAGUCAGACAAGGCCAUUGUCUUGGAUGCGCGCCUCCUACCCUUAGACACUGACCAUGACUGGAGCACUGAGCAUCAGAAUUGCUAUCAUGGGACCCUCUGGAAGCGGCAAGACGACAUUCAUCAAUGAAGCUAGUGGAACUGACUUCGCAGUCGGAAAGGGUCUAGAGAGUUGCACCAACGAGGUGCAAGCAACGAAACCCUUCAAGCUCAACGGCCGGGAAGUGACAUUGAUCGACACUCCCGGCUUCGACGAUACCAGCCGUAGUGAUACGGACAUCUUGGCAAUGAUAGGAGCAUACCUCUCGCAGACAUAUGAGCACGGUGCCAAACUUGCUGGCAUCAUCUACAUGCACCGCAUAUCAGAUUUCCGGAUGGGAGGAACAAAUAAACGGAAUUUCAAGAUGUUCCGAGAGCUCUGCGGGGAGUCCACUCUGCGUAACGUGUUGAUCGUGACGAACAUGUGGAGUGAAGUCGCUUCUGACCUUGGGGAAAUUAGGGAGAAGGAGCUAGAGAAUAAUUUUUUCAAAGCGGUCCUCGACAAGGGUGCGCGGAUGUUGAGGCAUGAAGGCACGCGCGAAUCGACGCACCGCGUCCUACGAUACCUGAUCCAUAAUCAACCUGCGACGCUCCUCAUUCAAAAGGAGCUCGUGAACGAGCACAAGAAUAUCGUACAGACCUCUGCAGGGUCUGAGCUAACACGAGUUCUGAACGAGCAGCGAGAGCGCCACGAAGAAGUAAUGGCUCAGAUGCGCAAAGAUAUGGAGGCAGCGAUCCGAGAUAAGGACCUCGAAACGAAGGAGGAACUCAAAGAGGAGAUUCGGAGUAAGCACGACCAAAUUCUGAAGUUGCAGGGCGAAAAGGACCGGCUGGAGGCAGAGUUCAAAGCCGCGAAGGAGAGGCUCGACGCUCGAAUCAGCGCAAUGGAAGAGAAGCACCGCGAGCAAGGACGGACUGUAGACGCCCUGCAGGAACAGCUGGAGAUGGAGAGAAAAGAGAGGGAAAAGCUGGCCGUCGAACAGGAACAGAAGGAACAACGGUUACGUCGCCUGGAGGAGGACAAUGCCAGAGCUCAGGAACUGGAGCACCUUGACAGCGUCCGUGAACUGGAUAGACUUGCUGCUGUUCGUGUGGAGCUACAGCAAGAGCUUCGCAAGGAAGAGCAGCAGAGCACGACGGAGCCAGAAGUCAAUGAAGGUGGGCUAAUAGAGAAUGUGGUCACCUGGGUGAGGUCAUGGUGGUCAUGACGUGAA